AUGGUUGCUUGUCCCGUGUGCAAUAAGGAAGUCAAGGACGAGAGAAUCAAUGAGCACCUCGACAGCGGCUGUGCCGAACAUGUCAUCGAUCAACAUGGCACCCCCAACCCGGCAAAGACGCUCACGCACAGCUUCUUCACGCCAGGAGCGCGCAGCUUAAAGCCGCCAACUACCACGCAAAGAAACCGCAACCCGACAUCGUCACCCCCAGUGGCGCCGUCAGCGACCCAGCGCGUGGAGCGACCAAAGACGCCACUAGGCACGAAACGAUCCUUCGAAGAGGCUGCGGAUGGCCCGGCAAUUGGGGAACAGUCGCCCUCCGCCCCUAAGAGGGCACGGCGGCUGAAGGCAGUCGAGGAUGCUAUGCCUCUCGCAGAGCGCAUGCGCCCGACGAGCCUAGACCACGUAUGCGGACAAGAGCUCGUAGGGCCCGGUGGCAUUUUACGCGGAAUGGUGGAUGAGGGCAAACUGCCGUCCAUGGUGCUCUGGGGCCGCCCAGGAACAGGCAAGACGACCAUUGCUCGACUCAUCGCAAAUACCUCGGGCGCGCGCUUCGUCGAAAUCAACAGCACCAGUACAAAGCUGGAGGAAGUGAGGAGGAUAUUUGCAGAGGCAGCCAAGGACCUGCAGCUCGCUGGUCGGAAAACAAUCGUCUUCUGCGACGAGCUACACCGCUUCUCCAAGACACAACAGGAUGCCUUUCUCGGGCCAGUCGAGUCCGGCACCAUUACUUUAAUUGCAGCGACUACAGAGAACCCGUCCUUCAAAGUCAUCUCCGCACUCCUAUCGCGAUGUCGAACCUUCACCCUGGACGACCUGAAAGAGCAGGACCUCGUCCGGAUACUCGAACGCGCCAUGGCAGCCGAAAACUGCACAUCACCGAUCCUCGAUCAGUCCAUGCUAGAGUACUUCGCCCGCUUCUCAGACGGCGAUGCCCGUACUGCCCUCAACCUCCUCGAGCUCGCCAUGAGCCUCUCCAAAAACCCCGACAUGACCAAGGAGAAGAUACAACAAAGCCUUACCAAGACCCUCGUCUACGACCGCGCCGGCGAUCAGCACUACGACAGCAUAUCCGCACUACACAAAUCAAUACGAGGAUCCGACGCAGAUGCUGCCCUCUACUACUUGGCACGAAUGUUGGAGUCUGGCGAGGACCCACGGUACAUCGCCCGUCGCCUUAUCGUCGUUGCAUCCGAGGACGUUGGGCUGGCAGACAACACUAUGUUGUCGCUUGCGACAGCCACCUACUCCGCAUGCGAGAAAAUUGGAAUGCCAGAGUGCCGUAUCAACCUCGCCCACGCCGUUACUGCGCUCUCCCUCGCCCCAAAGUCGACACGUGCAUACAGAGGAUUGAAUAGUGCCAUGGACGCACUUCAUGAGCCAGGCAUUGCUGCCUUGCCAAUACCCCACCACCUACGGAAUGCACCGACGAAGCUCAUGAAAGAUAUGGGCUAUGGAGAAGGUUACAAAUAUAACCCGCAUUAUCUUGAUGGAAAGGUGAAGCAGGACUACCUGCCCGAGGGGCUGAAGGGUAGAUCGUUCCUCGAAGGCGGAGACCUUGGGAGUAAGAUUGACCCCGACUUAAUUGAAGACGAUGAGUUGGUGCCAGAACUAGACGACUGA
This is a messenger RNA of Cucurbitaria berberidis CBS 394.84, 1623 nucleotides long. RefSeq names its product P-loop containing nucleoside triphosphate hydrolase protein. The record is from RefSeq and is a predicted model, not a curated record. The coding region runs from base 1 to 1623 and encodes 540 amino acids. NCBI's taxonomy places the organism in Eukaryota, Fungi, Ascomycota, Dothideomycetes, Pleosporales, Cucurbitariaceae. The transcript has a single exon. Gene Ontology annotation, biological process: DNA-templated DNA replication; DNA repair; regulation of DNA repair. Gene Ontology annotation, cellular component: nucleus. Gene Ontology annotation, molecular function: enzyme activator activity; ATP hydrolysis activity; single-stranded DNA helicase activity.